Molecule: messenger RNA, 1807 nt
Organism: Sardina pilchardus (European sardine)
Lineage: Eukaryota; Metazoa; Chordata; Actinopteri; Clupeiformes; Clupeidae
Product: C-type mannose receptor 2-like
Exons: 6
Coding region: 82-1215 (377 amino acids)
Source: RefSeq, a predicted model, not a curated record
AAAAUCUGCCAAGAGAAGCGCUGAAACACAGAGACACAACCAGGAGAGGACCAUACGAGACAGGCUGCACAUGACUACAGGAUGGAUCACUUGCUGCUGAUCACUCUGCUGUUCUCAGGGCUCUGUGGUGUGUCCUCACGGGUGGUGCGGCGCUACCACUUUGUGAACGAGAGCAAGACGUGGGAGGAGGCGCAGGAGUACUGCAGGAACACCUUUACCGACUUGGCCACUGUUGAAGAUAUGGACGACAUGACGGCUAUGAAGAACACGGUCAAAGAUAGUAAUGACAACUUUAUUUGGAUUGGGUUGAAGAAGACUACAAAUUACACUUGGAGGUGGUCACUGCAGGACAGCCGGGCCUACAGCCUGGACGAGACCAAAUUCACAUCCUGGAAAGACGGUGGACCAAAUAAUGUUGGUGGAAGCGACGACUGUGCUGUUUCCACAGGAGGUAAAUGGUCUGUUUACCAACAUCAAGAACAUAAUUCCUUCAUGUGCUAUGACGAGAGUGGCAACCAAAAUGAAAAAUACAUUCUGAUAAGUCAAAAGAAGAUAUGGAGACUUGCUGAGAAGUACUGCAGGAAGAAUCACACAGACCUAGCCAGCGCGAGGAACCAGACUGAGAACGAGAUGGUUAAUCGGAAGGCACCUAAUGAGCCAGUGUGGAUCGGCUUGUACAAAGACUACUGGAAAUGGUCUGACAAAACCAUCUCCUUAUUCAGGUUUUGGAGUCCAGGUAUACCUGAUAAUUCCAAUGGAAAAGAGGACUGUGCAGCAACAAAGCGACACAGAAAUGGGGAAUGGGGGGACAGGACGUGUACUGAGACACAUCCAUUCCUUUGCUAUGAGAAGUGCCCUUACAACAUGGACCUGAUCCGUGAGAGUAAGACCUGGAGGGAGGCUCUCGACUACUGCAAGGGGCGUAACAUGGAGCUGGUGUCGGCCUCCUCCUCGGAUGUCCAGGGCUGGGUGAGGGAGGUGAGCAGGGGGGCCAGCACGGCCCACGUGUGGAUGGGCCUGUCCUUCUUGUGCCCCAUGGAGCUCUGGUUCUGGAUCAGUGGGGUGACGGUGUGCGGCGACGACUGGGCUACCGGGAACGGUACCGGGAGGAACGAGUGUGGCCGGGCGGGCGCCCUGCAGUCAGGAGGCGACAGGAAGUGGGUCAGUCGCCCGAUGACCGAGAAGCUCAACUUCAUCUGCAGCUCCCUUUAUUAAGGGUCCACAUUUAACAGAUGCCAACACUCAUCUUAUCUGUGAUGGAUCAUUUGCAUGCUGUGGUUUGCUGCACAUUUACAUUCUCUAGCCAGUUUUUGUAUCAUUCUAUCUUGUGAUUGGUUUCAUUACAAAUAUCCCACAUAUACUGUAUGAAGAUCUCUUUUCUAAAUGCUAUAUCAUACAUUUUUAUGUAUUUUAGUAUAUAUUUUUAUAAUUUUGUUGUCAAAUUACUUUCAGUGGAACUGUAAUUGGGUUACUGUUAUUUGAUUUGUUUCUGUUGUGUGAUGGGGCUUUGUUGGUUAAAUUACAUGCUUUAUUUUUCAUGUGACAGUUAACAUUUCAGAUGCAGGUCAAGAUGGGUUAACUUAGUAGGAGUGACUUUGUUUAUCAAAUAACAUGACUGCUUCAAAUAUACUGUAACUAUAACAUUUAGUUUCUGUGAUCUGAAAAUGUAGUUAUUUAGUGAUUUUUGGAUUUUUGAUUUUGAAAUAAUCAGAAUGCCAUUAUAUAUACUUCUAUGUAAAAACUUACAAGAUCACUGUGAAAUACCAUAUCCACAAGAGGUCUUUGUAUACUUUUAUGUAAAAACUAA